Lytechinus variegatus (green sea urchin) is the source of this 2447-nucleotide messenger RNA. It is a transcript of the gene rcc2, whose product is annotated as protein RCC2 homolog. Lineage: Eukaryota; Metazoa; Echinodermata; Echinoidea; Temnopleuroida; Toxopneustidae. The coding region runs from base 99 to 1496 and encodes 465 amino acids. The transcript has 10 exons. The record is from RefSeq and is a predicted model, not a curated record.
ACACACAUCGUCUUUUUCCCGAUCUCGCGUCCUUUGUGUUUACUGUCCCGCUAUAAUUUUGUUUUUAUUCGGAAAUCUGCUAUUCUCCAGUCGCAAACAUGCCUCGUGGAAAGAAGAGACUGCCAGGAGAAGAAGGAGAUAGUAGGCCUAGGAAAAUUAAGAAACCCAAGCUGAAACAAGUUCGUCAAGCAGCCGAAAAUCAACAACCGAGAGAGACAAUCAAAUUGAAGGAUUCUCCUUUUGUGGGUACCCUCCUUUUCAGUGGAGGCACAAACUGGGACCUGAUCGGCAGAAACAGAUUGCCCAAAGCAGCUGCAAGCAGACCAAUAAUUGGUGGAAGGAACCUGUGGGGUCCGCAUCGACUCUCUGCUCUUGACGGGAUCCGGGUCCGCAAUGUCCAUUCUGGACCGAGCUCUUGCCACAGUGUUAUCAUCACAGAGGAAGGGAAAGCCAUGACAUGGGGUCGUAAUGACAGGGAACAACUCGGUCAUGGCGAUGACUACAGGAGGGACGCCCCUACGCUGGUUGAAGGACUCAAGGAUCAUCACAUUGUUACUGCCUCGUGUGGACGCAACCACACAAUGUGUUUAACAGAUGAGGGCACAGUGUUUUCAUUUGGUGAUAACAGAAUGGGCCAGUGUGGAAUCGGUGUUCAAAGCUCCACUGUAGGCACGCCAUGUAAGCCAAACUACUAUGGAUCCCCUAUUGUCAAGGUAGCCUGUGGAGCAGACUUCAGUAUGAUCCUGGAUUGUAAAGGGGUCAUUCACUCAUUCGGUAGCCAGGAAUACAGUCAAUUAGGUCACAAUACAAAUGGGCAAUACAGCGUAACAGCCACCAAGCUAUCUUCAGAAUGUGUCUCAACUCCCAAGAAAGUCACAUGUUUCUUAGAAAAGGGACGGGAAGGAAUCAAAUACAUCGAGAGCACAGUCAUCAAAGACAUCGCAUGUGGGAACAACCACUCGAUUGCCAUCGACAUGCAGAACAGGGUGUUCACAUGGGGUUUUGGCGGAUACGGUCGCCUAGGACACCAGAAGCCUGAUGAUGAACCAGUCCCAAGGAGCAUCAAGUUCUUUGACAUGAAGGGCGUAGCAAAAAUCAACGCAGGAUCGAGCUACAGCAUGGCGGUUACAGAACAUGGUCAGUUGUACUUCUGGGGUCAAGCCAAGACCUCGGGGGAAGCCACCAUGUACCCCAAACCUGUCCAUGACCUUAUUGGCUGGAAAGUCAGGAGCAUGGGUUGCAGCAAUCAUUCCAUCGUCAUCGCCGCCGAUGAUGACGUCAUCAGCUGGGGCCCAUUUCCGACGUACGGCGAGCUCGCCUACGGAGAGGGCGACCCCAGAUCCUCGACGACUGCCAAAAGAUCACGGCCACUUGAAAACAUCUACAUCCACCACCUUACUUGUGGAUCAGGCCACUCCCUCUUCAUCGCUCGUGACGAAACCGAAACGGACAAAGAAGAGCUCGCGAAGCUUCCAGUAUUCACACCGGGGAGUUAAGAAACCGAAGACCACGCAACAUUCGUGCAAGAGGUGUGAAUGAUAGAGGUUCUGUUUUUUUGUUUCUUGUUUUUGUUUGUCCGUUUUUUGUAUCAAGUGAAGAAUAAUUGUUUACAAUCACAGGAAACCAGGGUUUAAAUAUCAGAGAUUGCCUUAGAAUUUAUAUAGUACAACUCGUUGAGAUGUCGAUAUUAUGAAUCCUUUUUACAUGAAUUUUAAAAAAAAAUACCGUUUGUAAUUGCCAUUGGUCGCUUAAAUAAAGGAGACUCGCCUCUUUGAUUUAUCUCACAUGGAUGCCAUCCAUCACAUAGCUCUGGAUCUGUUUCAUGUUUGAGAAGUCGAUGAAAUGUAGUCCACACUAUUUCAUCUUUCAUUGAACUUCUCAGAAGAUGCAAUAAAUAAAUUGAAGUGAAUAAAAUAAAAGUGAACUACUCAGUUAUAUGAAAUUAGCAGUAAAGGCCUGGUCCCACUGGCCGACGGACGCAAAACGUAUUUAUAACGGAUACAUCGUACAAGCAAAAUUUCAGAGUGGCUCCAUCCGUUUUCAUCCACUUCAGACAAUGGACAAAAUGGGCGAACAAUGAAAUCACAGUGUACAAAUGCUUGAUGGAUCUAGAGCAUAUGAAACACGUAUGCAAAGAGUAAACAAUGGAUACAUUACCUUUUCCGACAGAUAGCAAGAUUCUUUCCAUUUUACGUCCUCUCUGCAUCCGUAAGUGCAGUGGACCAAGCCUUAAUAUCAAUCACAUCCUUUGCACAAUGAUUCAGUCAAUGAUUAUGUGCAAAGACCGAAUUAUAAAAAAAAAUACAUAAAAGAAGAUAGUUUUAUGAACUUCUUGGACAUCUGGCAAGGUUUACAUUUACUUUUCUUUCGCCCCAACAAAUGAAUUGAUUGUCAAUACCAGAGCUGAGCUAAGCUGUCUUAUUACUUGAUUGCUAAAUAACUAUAAA